This is a messenger RNA of Nyctereutes procyonoides (raccoon dog), 3776 nucleotides long. RefSeq names its product solute carrier family 17 member 1 (gene SLC17A1). Gene Ontology annotation, biological process: phosphate ion transmembrane transport; monoatomic anion transport. The record is from RefSeq and is a predicted model, not a curated record. The coding region runs from base 163 to 1569 and encodes 468 amino acids. NCBI's taxonomy places the organism in Eukaryota, Metazoa, Chordata, Mammalia, Carnivora, Canidae. Gene Ontology annotation, cellular component: membrane. The transcript is spliced from 13 exons.
AAGUCAAAGGAUUUGGUGAAGGAUUAAUGGACUAAAACUGGAAAUUCCAGAAAUUCAGUACAUUUUAAAGUUUGAAGGCUUCCUAAGGGAAGACAGGAUUGCUUCUCCUAAAUCAGUGGAGACCAAACCCUUCAGUCAGAAGAGGAGAAACUGGAACCCAUUAUGCAAAUGGACAACCAGAUCACUCCCAAGAAAGUUCGAAGUUUUUGUUCCUUCCGCUAUGGAUUAUCUCUCCUCUUGCAUCUCUGUAACGUUGCAUUAAUGGCACAGAACAUGUGUCUGAACCUCACAAUGGUAAUCAUGGUGAACAGCACAGGUCCACACAGUUUGCCUAAUACCUCCACAGAGGAGCACCUGGAUAACAUAAAGAACCCUGUGUAUAACUGGAGUCCUAAAAUCCAAGGCAUCAUCUUCAGUUCCAUCUUCUAUGGUGUACUCAUCACCCAAAUUCCUGUUGGAUACUUGUCUGAAAAAUACUCCAUCAAGAAAAUGAUUGGCUUUUCAUUAUUCCUCAGCUCUCUACUUAGUCUGUUAAUGCCAAUGGCAGCUGAAGGUGGUGCAGCUUUCCUCCUGGCAUGCCGAGUAGCCCAGGGAGUAGCCCAGGGGUCGGCAUUAAUAUCUCAGCACAUGAUAUGGGUCAAGUGGGCUCCUCCCUUGGAACGAGGCCGACUUACUACCUUGAGUCUAUCAGGAAAUCUGCUGGGGUCCUUCAUUGUUCUGCUUGUGACUGGAUUCAUCUGCCAGUCCCUGGGCUGGCCCAUGGUCUUCUAUAUUUUUGGUGCUUGUGGCUGUGCCCUAAGUCUUCUCUGGUUCAUUCUCUUUUAUGAUGACCCAAAGGACCACCCAUGUAUAAGCAUCAGUGAGAAGGAAUACAUCUUGUCCUGCCUCAACCAGCAGGUCAGCUCAAGCACACAGUCUCUGCCAAUCAAAGCUAUGAUUAAGUCUCUUCCAUUCUGGGCCAUUGCUUUCGGUUCUUUUGCUUUUCACUGGACAAAUACCAUUAUGGUUUUGUACACUCCAACGUUUAUCAAGGCCAAGCUUCACGUGAACAUAAAAGAGAAUGGGCUGCUGUCAGCUCUCCCCUAUUUGUUUGCCUGGAGCUUUGGCAUCCUAGUAGGUCACCUGACAGACUUCUUCCUGUCCAGGAAUAUUCUCCGCUUAAUUACCAUCCGGAAACUCUUCAACACUCUAGGACUUCUCCUGCCUGCCUUCUUCAGUUUGUGUCUGCUCUACCUGAGUUCCAGCAUUUAUAGCAUGACCAUUUUUCUGAUACUUGCCAGUUCAACAGGAAGCUUUUGUAUGGGUGGAGUACUUAUAAAUGGCUUGGAUAUCGCUCCCAGUUUUUACGGAUUCCUUAAAGGAGUUACAGCUGUAAUUGGGAUGAUAGGAAGACUAAUUUCUUCUACUCUGUGUGGAGUGAUCCUUAAUCAGGAUCCGGAAUCUGCCUGGUUUAAAAUUUUCAUCCUGAUGGCAGUCAUUGACGUGUUAUGCCUACUUUUCUGUCUCAUAUUUGGAAAAGCAGAUAUUCAGGACUGGGCUAAAGGCAAUCAAGAGCACACACGCCUCUGAAGUGUAAAACAGAACACUAAGAGAGCCUGGGACUGACCUCCUUAUUGAAGGGAAGAGGGGCCAGCCUGGUACCUGAGACUGAGAGGCAGUCAGCGUCCCAAGGAAGAAGAUGGUAUGUGCCUUCCUCAGAGGCUCAUCCUGUCGCGCACCCUGGGCACAUUUCCUUUGUACCAUGUAUUGUUCAUACCAUGUAGCAGUUCUGAAUUUUAAAUGUGGGUUUAUUCCUCUUGCACUCUGCAUCAGUUGCUUUAUAAAUGGUUGCAAAGUUAACCAAUAAACAAGCAUAAGAGGGAUCCCUGGGUAGUGCAGCGGUUUGGCGCCUGCCUUUGGCCCAGGGCACGAUCCUGGAGACCCGGGAUCGAAUCCCACGUCGGGCUCCCUGCAUGGAGCCUGCUUCUCCCUCUGCCUGUGUCUCUGCCUCCCUCUCUCUCUCUCUCUCUCUCUGUGACUAUCAUAAAUAAAUAAAAUUUAAAAAAAAAUUUUUAAAAAACAAGCAUAAGAAAGUAAAUCUUAUUCUAAGAUUUCACAAAAGACCUGUCCCACAACUUGCAGCCUUCACUCUUCUGUGUUAUAGAUGUGUGGCUUCAAUGGAAAAUCUGAGAUUUCUGUACUUUAAGGAAGCCCAUUCUGGGGAAAACUGUACUAGUCAGUCCCAGGGAGAAAUUAGACUUAUUUUCAGAAGCAAUUAGAAGUAACAGAUGAGGAAAAAACAGAAGAGUCCACAGAAGGAAAGGAGAGGAGGAGAGGAAUACACAUCCACACGGGUGGCUCAGAAACAAAUCAGAGACUUUGUGCCCUGAUGUGAUCUUCACUGCUGAGAGCCUGGAGUUAGCGGUGUGAUUGCUGGAGAAGUGGAAAGAACAGACUCGGUCUCUGGAUCUCAAUACUGGAUGGGAUGAGGAAGGGAAUUCAUAGGUUUAGAUAAUUCUGUGUCCUGGAAAACAAAGGAAAUGAAAGAAAAAUUGGAUCCCUUACCUUCGCACCCAUUUCUUCCCCACACCACCACAGACUGUUCUAUUUGUUGAGCCACACAGUGAUUGAACGAACACACACACACACACACACACACACACACACACACACACACAAAUAUCUUGACACUGUGGCCAAGAUGAGGUCCUUGUGUGUUAAAGAUCUUACAAAGUAAUGUGUGUCAUGGUUCCUGCACUUCAGGAGCCUACAGUCAGAGGGGGUGGAGGGGAGUGUCAUGAAUGAAUUGGGAUGGGGGGGAAGAACCAGGGGAGGUGUUGGAGGUGCCCCGAGGGCAGGACACAGUCUUCAGCCAGCUGCAAAAGGACAGGAGUGGCCCUCACACAUCUCUCACCAUCUACCCAACUGUGCUUCAGGUCCAAGUCCCUCCCUUACCCUCAGCCUUCUCAGGAACCUGCAUUUGGGUGUGUUCUUUAGCAGAGUCCUUUUUUUUUUCCAACUAGAUUCUUCCCCCAGGUUUGAAACACACUUGCCUUGAGAUCCUUUCUUGAUGCCAUGUCCUCCUGCGGCUGCCCCCUGGUCUCUCCCUUCCCCUUGGCAGCCAGACAUAGCAGCAGCUGGCUCCUUGCCACCACCUGCCCCCUCCUCUUGCCUGAUCCCUGCAGAGGGCACGGGUAACUCCACUCCUUUAUGAAACACAUGCUCUUUUCUUCCCUCUGUUAGCAACAUAUUCUCUUGGUUUUCCUUCUCUCCUUCUAAUUUUUUCUUUUUAAAUUUUUCUUAAAACGACAAUUAUCCGCCAGUCUGGCCAUUCAGUGUUGGAGUUCUGUGAGGCUCAUUCACAGGCCUCCUUAUGCCCUCCUGUCACUCAGGGCAGCAUCCACCAUGGUAAGCAUUUCAAUCACCAGGUGUAUCUAGACGCUUCCUAGAUUUAUAUGUGAAGCCAGGAUUUCCCGUGCAUCUACUUUCCUUCUUGUCAUCUUCACUGGGGUGUGAUCUCUGCCUCAGUGGCAUCUCCACCCAUCUAGUAGCAAACCGAAACCUAGGAGUCCCGCGGGACACCUGCUCCCCAUUCAGUAUGCCAGUUUUGUCAGGUGCAUCUCCUACGGCAAGUGAUCCAUUUACCCCUCACCACAUUCCACCACCACCCCCUUCAGGGGCCAGUGCUUGCUCCUGGACUACAUAGUGGACUCCUACUUCAUCUUAUUCCUUCGUGCAAAAACCUUGGAACACUAGGACCCUGAUUACAACCCCUCAACUAACAUUUGUCUUCUUGA